AUGCCUGAGCCGGCGAAAGUUUCCAAGAAGGGCGCCAAGAAAGCCUUGCCUAAGUCAGCAGGCAAGGCGGCCAAGAAGAGCAAGUGGGCGAGGAAGAAGAGUUAUGCCAUCUACAUCUACAAAGUGAUGAAGCAGGUUCACCCCGAUACCGGCAUCUCCUCCAAGGCCAUGAGCAUCAUGAACUCGUUCGUGAACGAUAAUUUCGAGCAGAUCGCGGGUGAGGCUUCCCGCCUGGCCCAUUACAACAAGCGGUCGACUAUCAGCUCCCGGGAGAUCCAGACGGCCGUGCGCCUACUGCUGCCCGGAGAGCUGGCCAAGCACGCUGUGUCGGAAGGGACCAAGGCGGUGACCAAGUACACCAGCUCCAAGUGA
This is a messenger RNA of Pristis pectinata (smalltooth sawfish), 372 nucleotides long. Its product is annotated as histone H2B 1/2-like. Gene Ontology annotation, molecular function: protein heterodimerization activity; structural constituent of chromatin; DNA binding. The record is from RefSeq and is a predicted model, not a curated record. The coding region runs from base 1 to 372 and encodes 123 amino acids. Gene Ontology annotation, cellular component: nucleosome. The transcript has a single exon. Lineage: Eukaryota; Metazoa; Chordata; Chondrichthyes; Rhinopristiformes; Pristidae.